Xyrauchen texanus (razorback sucker) is the source of this 2179-nucleotide messenger RNA. Its product is annotated as cadherin-10-like. Gene Ontology annotation, molecular function: cadherin binding; calcium ion binding. The coding region runs from base 421 to 1938 and encodes 505 amino acids. The transcript is spliced from 7 exons. Gene Ontology annotation, cellular component: plasma membrane; adherens junction; catenin complex. Lineage: Eukaryota; Metazoa; Chordata; Actinopteri; Cypriniformes; Catostomidae. The record is from RefSeq and is a predicted model, not a curated record. Gene Ontology annotation, biological process: homophilic cell-cell adhesion; cell morphogenesis; cell-cell junction assembly.
UAUACUCAUUUAAAUUGUACAGCAUUUUUUGUACUGUCAAAAUGGACCAAACUUUUUGAUGACUCAUGUUGCACUACACAGAAUUUUGUCCAAUCAAGUGCUCUCUAGAAUAAGAAUGUCCUUCCCCCUACAUCUAACUAGCAAGUAGUAAAUGAUGGUUUAUGGCUGUAAUUGAAUUAAAGCCUAUUGGCUAUUAAAAACAAAAGUGAGCCCUUGAUUCUGAUACUGAUGAUACUGUUUCAAUAAGAAAUACACCAACACAGGAAAGGAAGCUGUGCUCAUCUUCAUGGGGUCUCUUUAUGCAAAAAAAAAAAAAAGUUACAAAUUAUACACUAGUUAUACAAUUGAUAUACUUGAAAUAAAUUCAAUCUCUUUCAUUUUAAAGGUUCUUACCACCUAAGCACAUAUGAGUCAACAGAAAUGGGAUCAACAGUCGGUCGAGUCAAAGCCAAUGAUGGUGACGAGGGCGAAAAUGCUGAAAUGAAAUACAGAAUUGUGGAUGGAGAUGGCAAAGAAUACCUUGAUAUUAUUACAGAUGACAUUACACAAGAGGGUGUUAUCGUUGUUAGAAAGAAACUGGAUUAUGAAAGCAAGCGAGUGUACACUGUGAAAGUGGAGGUGACUAACACACACCAGGACCCCAACUUCUUUCAUCUGGGCCCAUUCUCAGACACAGCCAUCGUCAAGGUCACAGCGAAAGAUGUGGAUGAGCCUCCUGUCUUCAGUAGGCCCCAGUAUGUCUUUGAGGUUAAUGAGGACACACCAAAAGGAGCAGCAAUUGGAACUAUUACAGCCUGGGACCCUGAUGCCACAGAUUACCCAAUCCAAUAUGCCAUAGAUCAGCACACAGAUCCUGAGAGACUUUACCACAUCGUCCCCAAGAAUGGAUCCAUCACAAUUCUGAAGUCUCUUGACAGGGAGGUGUCGAAGUGGCACAACAUCUCAGUCCUGGCCUGUGAGAUGAAUAACCCUCACCAAAGAAGCCGUGUUCCUGUGUUGAUAAAGGUCUUGGAUGUAAAUGACAAUGCUCCGGAGUUUGCAAUGUUUUAUGAGACAUUUGUGUGUGAGAAUGUAAAAUCUGGGCAGCAUAUACAGACAAUCAGUGCCAUCGACACAGAUGAACCUCUCGUGGGUCACAAAUUUGUAUUCAGUUUGAAUUUCCUGAAUCCAAACUUCACCAUCUUUGAUAAUGAAGAUAACACAGCCAGAAUUUUGACCAGAAGAAGUGGAUUUAACAGGCGUGAAAUGAGUAUAUACUAUCUGCCAGUGGUUAUCUCCGACAGCGACUACCCCAUCCAGAGCAGUACCAGCACGUUGACCAUUCGUGUGUGUAGCUGUGAUGCCACUGGUAACAUGCGUUCCUGCAGCGCUGAUGCAUUACUGCUCUCUGCUGGUCUCAGCACUGGGGCGCUAGUGGCAAUACUCCUCUGCAUCCUCAUCCUACUUAUGAUCGUGGUCCUGUUCUCAGCUCUAAAGAAGCAGAGGAGGAAGGAGCCCCUGAUCAUUUCCAAAGAGGACGUGAGGGAUAAUGUAGUGAGCUAUAACGAUGAAGGGGGUGGAGAGGAGGACACACAGGCCUUUGAUAUUGGCACAUUACGUCAUCCAGAGGUGAUUGAGAGCAACAAGCUAAGGCGUGACAUUAUCCCUGAGAUGCUGUUUCCAUAUCACAGACAUUCACCCUUAAAGGAGUGUGCAGAUGUCAGAGACUUCAUUAUUAACAGACUGCAAGAAAAUGACAUAGACCCUUUUGCACCUCCCUAUGACUCGCUCGCCACAUAUUCUUAUGAGGGCAACGGAUCAAUUGCUGAGUCACUGAGCUCGCUGGAGUCCACUGUGACUGAGGGAGACCAUGAAUAUGAUUACCUCUCUCAAUGGGGCCCGCAGUUUAAAAAGCUUGCUGACAUGUACAUUGGGAAGGAUACAGGAGUUGCCCACUAGACUGCUAUUCAAAUACCAUUUAUAUUCUCUGUACAUUUGCUUGGCUCUCAGUCUGGUCUGUGAGACAUAACUUGAAAGGGAAAAAAGGAUACGCUUCAAAUUAAGUCUUUUUUUUCCCCUUUGUUUUUCAACAAACCUGAAUUUUCACCUUUAUGAUGGUCUAAUCGUGGAUGGUGUUGUGAUGAGGUGAUUUUGUGUUAAUAGAAGAAGUGAUGGUGAUUUUAUUUCUCUUUUUCACUAG